AUGGUCUCAAAAGUUCAUGAACUUAACGGUACAAAUUGUCCCGAGAAAUUCAUGGUCUCAAACCGGACAAAUUGUCUCAAAAAGUUCAUGUCCCAAAAAGUUCAUGAACUUUACGGGACAAAUUGUCUCAAAAAGUUCAUGUCCAAAAAAGUUCAUGAACUCGUGGUUCAUGUCCCGAGAAGUUCAUGGUCUCAAAAGUUCAUGGAAGAUCUUCCCCCGAUCUGUCUCAUUGAGAGUCAUCCUGCUCUUAGUGAGUACUUGCUGAAUGUCUUCGGUACCAAUAGGAAGAUAUCACUGCCGAGACUAUCCAAAAGACAAAUAAUGAAGCUUGAAGUUGAAGCAAGUGUUUAUCUUGCAUAUGACACAGAUCUUACUGAUCACAAUGAGAUCUGUGACUCAAAGCGAGAAACACUCAUUGCAUUCCUUCACAAGCACCCUUGGGUUGAUAUUAACUGCAAGAUACCUUACAAAGAUCUUGUUGAAACAUUUCGGGUCUACAGACAAUUACUAUCAGACUCAAGUUAUAACCUCUAUGUUAAUACAGAUGGUUCCCUUAGUGCAACAGACCUUCAAAUCCAGAGAGAAGCUCAAGAGUAA
This is a messenger RNA of Trichomonas vaginalis G3, 597 nucleotides long. RefSeq lists its product as uncharacterized. Lineage: Eukaryota; Parabasalia; Trichomonadida; Trichomonadidae. The record is from RefSeq and is a predicted model, not a curated record. The transcript has a single exon. The coding region runs from base 1 to 597 and encodes 198 amino acids.